Messenger RNA from Penicillium bovifimosum, 738 nucleotides. RefSeq lists its product as uncharacterized. NCBI's taxonomy places the organism in Eukaryota, Fungi, Ascomycota, Eurotiomycetes, Eurotiales, Aspergillaceae. The record is from RefSeq and is a predicted model, not a curated record. The transcript is spliced from 2 exons. Bases 1 to 738 code for a protein of 245 amino acids.
AUGAAAAGUAUUCGCUCUCCACGAAGUGUCCGAAUUUGUCCGGACCAGACGCUCAAACUAGGCGACCAGGCCAUCACUGUGACGGACGUCAAGUGGCUGGAUCAGAAUCGAACAGUAUACCGGCUGGAAAUUGAACCAGUCAACGACCUUCCACCAGCCGUUGUUGUUAAACAACAAAAAGAAGGAUGGUCUAACGAGUUCGAGAAAGAAGAAGCUUAUGGGAGGUUGAAAGACCUUCAAGGGGACAUGAUUCCUCAAUGUUUCGGCCUGGGUUAUUUCGAUGGGAUCCGGGCACUGGUCUUCUCGGAGGUUGUCGGCACCACUCUGCUUGAUCUCGCUCGCAGUAAGAAGCCUGUCGAUGAGGAAAACAUGAAGGAUAAACUCACGGCAGUGUUCAAAUCUUUAUCCACCCGCGGAGCCAUAUAUUGGGAUCAAAAGUUGGAUAAUUUCAUGUACUGCGACAACGGAGGAUCUGACGCAAGUAAAGUGAUGGUUCUCGAUUUUGAGCAAGUCGAGUUUCCUACUUCAUUUCCCCCCUGGAAACUGGGCGUAAACAAUGAGGGCGCGCGAACUUUGAUGGAGGACUUCAGAGACAUUCGGGACCGAUAUCAUGGAACCUCGCCUGCUAGGCCUUGGGAACUUGAAGCCGACAGCCGCGACGAAGAGAACAUGUCGAGGACAAUCCAGUCAAGUGUGAUACCACAGUCAAUGAAUUCGGGAAGCAUCGAGGCCCUAUAG